UACUCUCUGCAUAUAACCAACUCCAAUUCCGAUCGAGUUCGACAGGCAUUAACUGUGGACUCCUCGACGUCGAUGAUUCCACCCAUUCCAAAUCGUGCUCCCUAGCCUCGUGCCAGCCACGAUCGCUGUCCAACAUGGCGAACACCACGAUGACAUACAGCGCUGAAUACCUGGCUCAGGAUCGGAGAGCUGUUGUGAACGCCUUCUACUCACUGCCUAUCCCCCUCGAGAUCCUUAGUACUUCCUACAGACUCAUCGUGAAAUCAGGUCCAUAUUCCGAUGGGUACCUCGGAUAUGAUGAUUACCUAAUUGUCUGGGCAACUAUCACUGCUGUGGCAGAAUGUAUUGCUGGACUUGUCUACGGCCCACCACAAGGGCUUGGACGUCAUGUUCAAGCUCUAACUGGUUUCAAUAUAUCGACCUAUCUCAAGGGCGAUUACAUCUUCAGCCACUUCUAUGAUUUCGCCAUUGCUAGCACCAAGCUCUCGAUUCUAGCGCUCUAUCACCGCAUCUUCGUGACGACUCGGGCGAGAGUCGCUAUCUAUAUCACUGCUGCUCUUGUGAUUGCCUGGCUCAUCGAGAUGGAGAUCGUCCUUGGUCUAGGCUGCCAACCUAUUCAAGGCUGGUGGCUUGCUGCUCCUCAUGCGAAAUGUGUCGAUAAAGUGGCAUUUACGUAUUCCACUAACAUUUUGAAUCUCAUCUUCGACCUUUGGAUCUUCUCUAUGCCGAUUCCUAUUAUUAUGAAACUAGAAGUGAACAAGGCUAAACGUAUAGCUCUCUGCUUCCUCUUCUCCAUCGGUCUUGGAGUCUGCGGCCUCAGCAUUGCCCGUUUAUCUGUUGUCUUCUCUGCCGGGUCUGGCGAUGUGACUUGGGAAGAGGUUCCGUUGGGCAUUCUGUCGGCACUAGAGCCAUGUGGUGCCAUUCUAUGCGCAAACCUCCCCAUCAUCUACCGCGAGUUAAUGCGACAAUUCAAGCGCCUUGUAAACAAGGUGAAAGGCUCUAAGGAUGCCAGUACCGGCUCCAAAGAAAUGUUGUCCCCAUAUGAAGCCGCUGGUACUCAAGCAUGGGACCGAGUUGAUAACAGUGGUGGCCCUCCAAAGAAGACAGCCGGAUACCCGAAAUCAUCAGCGACCAGGGGCAACACAGGAGAUAGCGAGCGAGAGCUAACAAAGGACGGGAUCAAGGUUGAACAGGAAUUCGAGCUGCAGUCGACAGGAUCUACGCAGCACUCGAAUAAAAGUAUGGUAUAAGUCGUUCUGAAGUGAUACCUGGGCUGGACAAGAGUAAUGCGAUUAUGAGUAUGGCCAAAUUUCGGGUAUAUUGGGAAAGGAUAACAGCCUAACCCUGGUUGAUAUGUGGAUGGAAUAGUCGGUCUUUGCAUAGCCUAGAUAGUAUGCUUCUUAAUCAUUUUUUCUACUUAUACUUAACUUACGGGCUAAAAAGCCAGUUAUGCGUAGUCUUCAUGGAUCGACCGUUAGCCCAGCCUAGCUACAAACCCCAGCGGUGAAGUAAAGAGGCAGGACUACGGAUGCUCAACGUCGGCUGGCCAGACCACCGCCCGAAAUAGGAGCCGCGUCCAUCAUCGCCCUCCACAAUACCCAACCCACAGGUACACCGAACCAAAUUCCAAUCGAAGGGAGCGAACUGAACGCACAAGGCACGGAAGUCCUAAAAGGAGUGGACAC
Molecule: messenger RNA, 1685 nt
Organism: Xylaria bambusicola
Lineage: Eukaryota; Fungi; Ascomycota; Sordariomycetes; Xylariales; Xylariaceae
Exons: 5
Coding region: 135-1250 (371 amino acids)
Source: RefSeq, a predicted model, not a curated record